Messenger RNA from Penicillium manginii, 2874 nucleotides. RefSeq names its product putative C6 transcription factor. Gene Ontology annotation, biological process: DNA-templated transcription; regulation of DNA-templated transcription. The record is from RefSeq and is a predicted model, not a curated record. Gene Ontology annotation, cellular component: nucleus. The coding region runs from base 1 to 2874 and encodes 957 amino acids. The transcript has a single exon. NCBI's taxonomy places the organism in Eukaryota, Fungi, Ascomycota, Eurotiomycetes, Eurotiales, Aspergillaceae. Gene Ontology annotation, molecular function: zinc ion binding; DNA binding; DNA-binding transcription factor activity, RNA polymerase II-specific.
AUGAUCCCUCCCGACUCCGACGAGUCGCCGUUGAAGCCCUCCGGUGCUGGAUUUAUGUUCGGCCAGGAGGAUUCCACCACGAUAUUGGAUGAUUUCGACACUCAAAGCCAUGCAAGUUCCCGCGACCCCGGUAGCACACAUCCCGGCGACCCCGCGACGGGUUCGGGCAUCGGUGCUGAGGGUCAGCACGAUGAUGCCACGCAAGAUCCCGAUGCCGCGAACUCGGGGCCACUCGACCAGUAUGGUAAGCCUGCCUGGAGCGAAAUGAAGACCAAGGCCGGCAAAGAGCGCAAGCGACUGCCCCUCGCCUGCAUUGCCUGCCGACGGAAGAAAAUCCGUUGCUCAGGCGAGAAGCCCGCCUGCAAACAUUGCACACGAUCGCGGAUUCCAUGCGUAUACAAAGUUACUACUAGGAAAGCUGCCCCGCGCACGGAUUAUAUGGCCAUGUUGGAUAAGCGUCUGAAGCGGAUGGAAGAUCGCGUGAUCAAGACGAUCCCCACAGACGAGACGCGGGAUAUGGCUUCCAUCGGUAGAUCGGUCGUCAAACCCUCCGCCUCGAGCCAGGCAUCCAAGGCCCAGAAGAAACGAAGUGCGGAUGAGGCUUUCUCGGCAGAAAUUGAGCAGUGGUCUCGGGAAGAGCGCCGUCCGCCACACGAGACACUCCCAAUGAAUCGUGAGAUCAAGUCGACCGACGGCACUGGACUUUUGACCGAAGGCGCCGAGUUCCUACCAUCAUUGGAAAUACAGGAGCAUUUGGCGGAAGUUUUCUUCGACUGUGUCUAUGGGCAGUCGUAUCUUUUAUUGCACAAGCCUAGUUUUAUGCGCCGGCUCAAGUCCGGUUCUGUCCCUCCGGUUCUUAUUCUUGCGGUCUGCGCCGUGUCUGCAAGAUUCUCGACACAUCCACAGCUCAAUUCCGAACCUGCCUUCCUGCGCGGCGAAAAUUGGGCCAACCCCGCAGCGGCCAUCGCUCUUAGUCGACAUGACGAGCCUAAUAUUACUAUUCUCACUGUCUUUUUACUCCUUGGACUCCACGAAUUCGGAACCUGUCACGGUGGACGCAGUUGGUCAUUUGGUGGACAAGCAUUGAGAAUGGGCUAUGCUCUGCAGUUACAUCAAGAGCUCGAACGCGAUCCAUUACUCGGUCAGAAUAAUUCCAGCUCUCAGUUGAGCUUCACUGAUCGAGAGAUUCGUCGACGCACGAUGUGGGCAUGCUUCUUGAUGGAUCGCUAUAACUCCUCGGGCAGUCAGCGCCCACCUAUCGGAAAUGAGAAGUUCCUGCAUAUUCAACUACCCAUCAAAGAGACCCAUUUCCAAAUGGAGAUCCCCGGUCCCACAGAAGACCUAGACGGCGAUGUUCCGAAUCCUACCCCAGAAGAUUCCGGACAAUUGUCCAACGCUCAGGAGAAUAUGGGCGUCUCAGCGUACAUUAUUCGCGCCAUUGUCAUCUGGGGUCGAAUUGUCGAUUACUUGAACCUAGGCGGCAAAAGAAAGGAUCCCCAUCCCCUGUGGCAUCCAGAGUCGGGGUACACGCAACUAAAGCGACAGAUUGAAGAAUUCUCGUCUUCUCUCCCAACCCCUUUUACAUUUACAUAUGAGAAUCUUCAAAUCCACGCAGCGGAGAAAGUCGCUAACCAAUUCUUGUUUCUCCACAUCAUCCUUCAUCAGAACAUGCUUUUUCUAAACCAGUUCGCCAUUCCCCUGUCGCCUGGGGGUCGACCUCCUAUGGACAUGCCCAAGCCUUUCCUCAGCAAUGCUGGUCGAGCAGCCGUGGAAGCUGCCCAUCAUAUCUCCGUGCUCUUUGAUCGAGCUUCGGCCUAUCCACUCACAGUUCCAUUUGCUGGGUAUUGUGCAUAUUCUGCGAGUACGGUGCAUAUUUGGGGCAUAUUCUCGAAGAACGUACAGCUAGAAGCUCGAUCCAAGGAGAACCUUCGACAUACCUAUCGCUAUCUCAACAAGAUGAAGAAGUACUGGGGAAUGUUCCACUACAUGGUGGAAAGUGCUAAAGACAGGUAUCGACAAUUUGCCGACGCAGCCAUCAAGGGAUCUGUGGCCGCUUCCAAUGGCACCACUUUGGCUCCAAUGUUUCAAUAUGGAGAUUGGUUUGAGAAAUAUCCCCACGGUGUUUCAAGGAUGCACUGGGAGGAUCCAGAUACACGACAUAAGGAAACAGGCGAGGAUGCAGUGAUGGGUCAGAAACCCGAUCUUCAAAGUGUGGAGGACUUCUUUGCCAGUUUAUCGCCAACUCCUCAGCCUGUCCUUCCUCGCAAAGUUCGCCCGCGCAAGAACAGCAAACUUUCCGACGGAACCCCCAAUACCGAUCAGACCUCUCCCGCUUCCAUCGAUGUGACCAUGGGCCAUGCUCCGGGGGUUCCAGGCAGCGCAUUCCCUCAACCAUCGAUGUUCGCACAAAAUCGGCCCAUGCCAUUUGGCCAGCCACCCUUCGAUUUCAGUAUUCCGUCUGAUCAAUUGCCACAAUUGGAUCGGCAAUUUGUCUAUGGGUCAUUCUCGGAUUUCGAUCCCAACUCCUUUGUCCCCAAUAACCCCUCAAUUCCACCCGUCAACGGUGUCGAUCCCCAAGCCUCGGAUCAAUCGCUAUUCACCGGCCACCUUGACCCCGGCGCACCAGCCGGGACAGGCGAAUUCUACCAGCCAAGUGCAUGGUUCCUUCCCUUCAAUCUCGACCCGAUUGGCGGCGGCGGCCCACCAGAUGUCCAACCACCAGGAGGUCCAGCUUCGGGCCCUACCCCAGGCCCCGGAGGCAACGGCCCUGGUUCAGUCGGCGAUAUGUCAGCCUUUGGCGGUGCCGGAAAUAUAGCGCUAGGCGCAUAUGGGCUUGACCUUGGACCAGGCAUGGGACAAGACUCACGACGCUGA